UCACCGCCGCAGCCUCCAUCUGCUUCCCUCCCUUCGAACGGAGACUUGAAUCGGACGAGCGGGAAGUUUGGGUCGGAUUUAGAGGAUUUACGGCGCCGCGGAGACUCUUGGCACUUGUUUGCGACGCGCUCGGGGCGGCUCAGAGUGUCUGUCCCCCAGCCCCCCCUCCCAGUGUCGGUUACUGCUGAUCAACAUGGUGGCCUGCUGCUGAGCAGCUCCAUCAGCAGCUCGGUCCGUAUUCGGCGCGAGGCACCGCUGACGGCUCGUCGUCCCGGGGCGGGUUUUUUAUAUCUGAUUGUUUGUUGGUUUCAGCGGGACAAACGGCGGUUUUUGUGGCCGUUCAGAGAGCGGGUUCUGUGAACUGUGGAUAAUUGGAGUUAAACUGAACAAAGUUCCCAAGAGACCGCGUGAAAGUUUCCCCAACAAGUUUGGAAACACUGGAAAAUCCUUCUUUUUCUUUUCCUCCUUUAACACGGAUGCUGAUAAUUUGGCCAACAAGUGCAGCCGCCUCCUUGGAUCAGACCCAUCCCCUCAAAUCCUCAUUUCUGAGGUUCUCUUCCUGAACAAUCUUUGGAUUAUUAUUCUGGAUUAUGGCCUAAUCCAACCCGCAGCAGGCUUGCUGAUUCGUGGAGAAAAUACUGGAUUUUUGUGUUGAUAAUGUCAGAGAAACGAGAUGGUCUCCCUUCGUUAUGAUUCUGCCUAGAGAGGAGUUUAUUACAUGGAGACUCGCCUGACAUGCCGAGGAAGGAGUUGCCACUACCACACGGUUGGGAGGAAGCCAGAGACUUUGAUGGGAAAGUUUACUACAUCGACCAUAUUAACCAGUGCACCAGCUGGAUCGACCCUAGAGACAGGCAGACCAAGCCCCUGUCAUUCGCCGACUGCAUCGGAGAUGAGCUGCCCGUGGGCUGGGAGGAGGCGUACGACCCCGUCGUUGGAUCGUACUAUGUCGACCACAACACCAAGAGGACCCAGCUGGAGGACCCGCGGGCCCAGUGGCAGCGGGAGCAGGAGUCCAUGCUGCGGGACUACCUGGCUGUGGCCGGGGACGCGCUCAGCGCGCAGAAGGAGAUCUACCAGGUGAAGGAGCAGAGGCUGCGGCUGGCGCAGCAGGAGUACCAGCAGCUCAACGAUACCUGGAGGGACAAGUCCAAGUCGCAGACGAGCUUAAAUUCCAGGUCAUCCUCUACCAGCAAAUAUGACCCAGAAAUCCUCAAAGCAGAUAUCGCCACAGCCAAAAGUCGAGUGAACAAGCUGAAGCGGGACCUGGCCUGCAUGAAGCAGGAGCUGCAGUACAAAGAGCAAGGCUACGCCACGCUCAGAGAGAUCAACCAGAAAGUGUCCAACAGCCCAUACGGCUACAAGCCGCAGGACGCACAGGCUAUCCUUAACGAGGUCCGCUCCAUUCGAGACGCCAUCAGCUCCGGGGAGAAGGAGAAGCAAGAGCUCAUGCAGAAAUUGGCCAUUUUAAAAGAUGGAUUCCAGCUGGACUCGAGCUCCCAGCAGGAACUGUGGGGCAGCAGUCCUUCGCUCGCCAACUCGGAAACGUCCCUCCCUCGCCUCUACUCUGACGUCGGAUCACAGACGGACCUCCCAGCUGAGUUCACCACCAGCACCAACAAACUGGCAGAGAAAGUUCGUCUCAGUCUGAAGUACGAGGAGGCCAAGAGAAGGAUCGCCAACAUCGAGGUGCAGAUUGCCAAUCUGGACAGCGAGGCUUGGCCUGGGCUGCUGGACCCAGAGCGCGACCGGCUCAUCCUCAUCAACGAGAAGGAGGAGCUGUUAAAGGAGCUGCAGUACGUCACCCCCCGACAGCGGCUGGAGCCCAACGACGCCGAGAAGCUGGAGACUGAGAAGAAGCGCCUGGAGAGAGACCUGCAGGCUGCCAGAGACAACCAGAGCAAAGCGCUGACUGAGAGGCUGCGACUCCACUGUAAGAGGAGCGAGCUGGUUCGAGAGCUGGAGGAGACGGUCCGACUGGCCUCGUCGCUGCAGAUGCAGCUGAAAAGCCUCUCUGCCAGCACGCUCUCCUGCUCCUCUGGCAGCAGUCUAGGCUCCCUGGCGUCCAGCCGCGGCUCUCUGGCCACCACCUCCAGCAUGGGCUCCACCUCCUCCCUUAGCUUCACCGACAUCUACCUGGAGCAGCCCGAGCUGGCUGACCCGGACCUCCGCAUCAAGCUGGACAGUCUCCUGCAGGAAGGCGGCCAGGUGGGCUAUCGCCCCUCCAGCUCCAUCACCACCAUCCACGAACACGAGGUGGUGACGGGCUGCAGGCAAAGGCAAACGGGAAGGUCAGAGGGGAACGCUGCGGCGCCGGCGGGAGGGGAGUCCUCCAGGGUUCAGGCCCUCAGACUGUCUGAAACUCCUCGUUCCAUGAACUCUUUAUCACCGCGCUCGUCUCUGUCCUCGCUGUCCCCGCCGUGCUCGCCGUUAGUUUCGGAAACCACUUUCCUGUCAGGGGAGACGGGGCCCGGCGGGCUGGGGCUGGACCUGGAGCUGCGUAACAGGCUAGCAGAGCUGGAGCUGGAGCCUGACGAGCAGCGGAGGGAGCAGCUGGAGGAGAAGCAGAGCCUGGGCAACGUCCUCGGAGAGGAUAGCAGAGGGGCCCAAUUUCGAGGGGCGGGGCCAAAGAAGAUAGGUGUGACAUCAGCGGUCUCAGAUGAAUCGGUAGCUGGUGAUAGCGGAGUGUAUGAACCAUCGGAACGCAAGCCGGGUAUGUCUGCAGAACUCCUCCUGAGCUCCUAUGAAGACAGGUCCGCAUCAGGCUGCUCCCAGGUCCAGCUCGGCUUCCGUUACGAGUCCAGAGAGCAACGCUUCACCAUUUAUAUCAUGCAGCUGUCCAACUGCAGCGCCCUCUGUCUGCCGGCUGACCAGAAUAUGUAUGUUCGCCUGGCAGUACUGCCGUCCGUUCGAGCCACCCGCUGCCUCUUCAGAACACGAGGUCUGCACCCCCAGGAUGUCGUGGUGAUCAACGAGGUGUUUGGCCUGCAGAUGUCCCACAGCGCACUGCGUCAGAAGACCCUGCGGGUCGACAUCUGUAACACCAGCAAGUCGGGCCAUGAGGAGUGUCUGGCCGGGUCCCAAAUCAGCCUGGCUGAUGUCAGCUGUUCAGAGGAGCGAUGCACCAAGUGGUACAACCUGCUGAGUCGCCUUCACAUGUCUGAGAUCAGCAACAAGGACAAGGACACAGGAGAGGAUGUCAGCUCUGACAGGACUCACGAAGGGGGCCAGCCCGCUGACACUGAUGAGUGGCAAGGCGACCCUCUUGAGGGAGACGUGUCUGAUGAAGAGGAAGAAGAAAAUGAUGGGGAGGACGAAGAACCUCCAGAUGAGGAAGAAGAAUUUUACCCUGACAGCAGACAAUGGGAGGCAGAGAAAGAGGGAGCGGAAGAGGAGCAGGAGGUGACUAAACCCUCCACUACAGCAGCACGCAUCACAGAGAAGGUCAACAAAGAAACAAGCGUUGACAACUUGUCAGCGAAUCAUCACUUAGCUGUGGUUCGGCCAAAGGAGCGCCACCCCGAUAUCCACCAGCAGAACCCCUUCAUGAGGGGAAACACCAUCAUCCGCUCCAAGACCUUCUCCCCUGGACCUCAGAGCCAGUACAUCUGCAGGAUUAAUCGCAGCGACAGUGACAGCUCUACCCUCUCAAGGAAGUCCCCGUUUGUCAGAAAUGCCUCAGAAAGACGCAGCAUGCGCAUGAAAAAGCCUCCUAUGCAGGCGAAAGGUCUGGACGGUCUCCUUCGUACCUCUCUGGAUCUGGAGCUGGACCUGCAGGUUUCUCGGACCCGUCAGGCCCGUCUGGCUCAGGAGCUGCGGGUUCUGCGGGAGCUGAAGACGCAGCUGGAGGAGGCCAGGCAGCAGGGACAGAUGGAGCUCCCUGUCUGGGUCCAAGAGGACGAGCGCUUCAGGCUUCUCCUCAAACAGGCAGAGAAACAGACUCGAGAGGAGCAGCUACAAGAGAAACGGGUAGAGAAGAUGAUGAAGGCAGCAGUCAAGGACGUCCACAAGAUUAGAGCACAGAGCAGAAAGCAGGUCUCUGAGGUCCAGACCUUCAGAGAGAAAAUGGCAUUCUUCACACGAGCCAAGACCAGCAUCCCCGACCUACCGGCCGACGACGUGUAGAGAAGCAUUUCAAAGUAUUUUCCUCUCCUCCGUCUGGAUCAGCUACCAGGCAAACGUUCGCUGGUGUCUUGAAGAGUUAAAAACACACUGGACAAAACAAACCCAGUCGAAACGGUGAAGAAACAUUCUGAAGCAGCUCUACAUUUCUCAUGUGGACAGGCUUUGUAAAUCUAAGUUGGUUCAGCUGGAGCUUGUUUAUCUUUAUUUGCUGUUCCUGCUACUAAUCAACUGUUAUUAGUUGUUUUAAAGUCAUUCCAGCUAAAAAAAAAAAAAGAAUCUCAGAGUUUUAUACUAAUUUCACACAAAUAAUGUACAUAAGUAGCACAAAAUGAAACCAGCAACGGUACCAGAGUUCACUUGAUGCUAAUGGUGAAACAAAUCUGAAAGAAAUUAACCUUUUUCUGUAAUUAGAAAGUUGUAUAUGCAAAUACAAGCACAGUGUUUCUUUUUGUUUCGGUCACCUUUUUGCUGCAGACAUGAAGAAAACAUCUCUAUGUUAGCUACUGAGACUAAAAGCCUUCAGUUUGUUCAAAGUGCUGCAACUUUUUUUAAGCUUAAUGAGAAAUGUAUUGCGUAAAAAUCUUCCAAACUCUCCUCUCCCCAAAGAACGAAUCUAAGUCUGAAUUUCUGAAAGAAACAUACAAUCAGGGGAUCUUAAAAACAGGUUCACAACACUUUUAGUGGUUGGUUGGUCUUUGUGAGGGUGGCGGUGGUAUCUGGGACACCUAUUAGAGAGACGGGACACCUGAUUUACCACCUGAUUCACAGUGAAAAAGUUUUCUAGACGAGUUUUUCAAGAACAACUCAACUAUAAAAAAAAGCCCAACACAUCAGAUAAAUACAUAUUUUGUUUAAUCUAUAUUAUAGGUUAUUAUUAAAGUAGAGGCAGCAGAACCAUGCUUCUUAAGGAUCACGCUUUUGUGCCUUAAGUACAAUCUGCACCACCUUAAGUGAGCAGUUCUAUAAUGAAAUGGAUAAAAUAAGAUGAUCAGAUUUGUUUUCAUAUUUAUAUGGAGUUAAAAA
Molecule: messenger RNA, 5148 nt
Organism: Cyprinodon tularosa
Lineage: Eukaryota; Metazoa; Chordata; Actinopteri; Cyprinodontiformes; Cyprinodontidae
Gene: wwc1
Product: WW and C2 domain containing 1
Exons: 22
Coding region: 736-4125 (1129 amino acids)
Biological process (GO): cell migration; regulation of DNA-templated transcription; regulation of hippo signaling
Cellular component (GO): cytoplasm
Molecular function (GO): kinase binding; molecular adaptor activity
Source: RefSeq, a predicted model, not a curated record